Balaenoptera ricei (Rice's whale) is the source of this 888-nucleotide messenger RNA. RefSeq names its product mitochondrial coiled-coil domain 1 (gene MCCD1). The record is from RefSeq and is a predicted model, not a curated record. Bases 60 to 572 code for a protein of 170 amino acids. NCBI's taxonomy places the organism in Eukaryota, Metazoa, Chordata, Mammalia, Artiodactyla, Balaenopteridae. The transcript is spliced from 2 exons.
ACCAGAGUUCUAAAGCAAGUUCUGCCUAACCUGGCAGGAACAUUCUCACACCAGGGAACAUGAGUUCCUGGACUCUGUCUGGGGCCAGCUUAGAAGGCGGGUGGGUGCAGCAGAGCAGGGCAGGGGCAGGGCCAGGCACUGAAGCGAGGCCACAGCCUGGAGCGAGCCAGUUCCUGGUGGCUGUUGGGUGGCUCAGACAGCUCCUUGCCUCCCCAGCCAUGGUUCUCCCUUUGCCCUGGCUCUCCCGAAGUUGCUGCCGUCGCCUCCUCCUACCAUCCUGGCCCCCAGCACUCCAGGGCUCCUGGAGGUGCUGCUCCCAGGGUCCCAAGGCAAGCACAGAAAAGACGAGCUCCACAGGCACUGGGCAGACGUCACCUUCCAGGGACCCCUGGCCCCGCCCCACAGCUGAGCUGGCCCAAGCUGAGGAGCUGCUGGAGCAGCAGUUGGAGCUGUACCAAGCCCUGCUCGAAGGGCAAGAGGGGGCCUGGGAAGCCCAGGCCCUGGUGCUCAAGAUCCAGAAGCUGAAGGAACAGAUGAGGAGACACAGAGAGAGCCUGGGAGAAGACGCCUAAGCUUUCCACCAGUUGCCACUUCACCCUCCUACGCUGGAAAUACUGCACACACUACCCUCCCCAGCCCUUCGAUCAGAAACAUCCCAGCCUCUCCCAGGCCACUAAGGAAACGGAAGAAACCACCACAAAGGGCCAGAAAUUUGAAAGUAGUGAGAAGCCACUGCAGUCUUUUCAGUAACAUCCCCCAGUCUGACACCUCCUACUGACCUCCGCCCCACAGCAGUGUACACAGUCCCCACGGGAAUUUACUCUGGAUUAUGCCCUAAAAUAGCCUCAGCCCAAAUCCAAUAAAGGGACGGAGCGCUUACAGACACCA